Molecule: messenger RNA, 1765 nt
Organism: Anopheles funestus (African malaria mosquito)
Lineage: Eukaryota; Metazoa; Arthropoda; Insecta; Diptera; Culicidae
Exons: 2
Coding region: 338-763 (141 amino acids)
Source: RefSeq, a predicted model, not a curated record
ACUGGAACUGACACGGAUAGACAACGAGUUGUCUAGUGUCUUCAAUCAUUUUUAGUUACACAACAUAAACAUUUUAAAGUAAAUUUUUCCAAUUUUUGUGUUUUAUUCUACCCAAUUUCAUCGUCGGCAGCUUCAACCCUUUUAAUACAUGCAAAUCCUGGGGAUGUUCUACCAGACGUAACAAUAUUUCCCUUUCCCGCAAAAGCGUAUAAGCUAAAAGAGACGCUUCUUUUGCUCUAUCUCUCUCUCCUUCACCUGUUCUCCUUGACGUUCAUGUGGUGUUUUAGCCGUAUCUUCUCGUUACAAUAACACAUUAAUAUCGAUCUGUUACGUUGGUAUGGGUGUAGUACCGCGUGAAGUCGCGUUACCAGUUUCGUUCGUUGGCACGGUGACUUGUUGUCGGUACUGUCAUUUUCAUCUUUGCCUCGUUCCAGUGCGGUUCGGUGUGUUACCGUGUAAACUUCCUAAGCGCAAGGGAAUAAUUACCUGUCGUAAGAAUGCCGCGCCCACGUACCACUAUGGAGGAGUUGGUGAAGCAGCAGUUUCGUCUCAUCAUGUUUCUGAUCAUUUCGAUCAUAAUGCUUUCAGUGCUGAUAUGCCAGAUCAUCGAACUGCUGGAGACGAUGAAACCGGGUUUGAUGAUGCUGAAGGCGUUGAUGAUCAAUCUCGAUCCACAGAUGUUUCACGAACGGAUGAGCCUGAUACAGAGUUUGGCGUACAGAAGCCACCGCAAUAUAACGAUGUGAGGCAGCAUGCGCAAUAAACCAACUGGAUGGUUGAGUCAGUACGUGUGGUGACCUUUUUUCUUCUCUUCAAUAAACCACGAAGGCAUGUUUCUAAUAAUACAACUCUUUUAUUCAUCUAACAUAAUUUGAUGACAGUAAGCAAAACAAUCUCUUUCCUCGCUUGUGGAUACACAUUUUGUCGAUGUGUUUAUUCUUCGCUUUCCGCUUUUUUUCUAUUCGCCUUAAAGUGUCUGCGUUUGCGAAACGUGAUGAUCGCAUCGUGUUGUUCAGCUCCGCCUUUUGUGAAUGGAUUUUUUUUUGCUCUCCACAAUACUCAAGGGGGAUAACAAAGACGGCUAGUUGGUCUUGCUGUUAUAUAUGCUUUUUUUACUCGUCAUGCGCAAUACAAAAUUUUCCAUUUUACCAUGUUAAUUGUUAAAACACUAGGCGUCUCCAUGGAUCCAUAAGUAAUAAAAUUGUAAUAAAAUUAUAUUAAUUUUUGGAACUUUUUUACAAAAAGGUAUUUUAAUGUGAGAAUCCCUCUUCAUAAAAGAAAUAAAGUCUUUUACGUAGCGUGCUGGCAAAUAUGCAAUCAAGCGAGUUAUAAACAUCGAGUUAGGAUACUACGAAGAAGCGGAAAUAUAAGAAAAAAUAGGGAAAAAUGCGAAUGGUUGAAAUGUUCUGUUGGUUUUGUAGGAGGGCUGGUUCAAUGACUUCACGUGAUGAUAGUCUUCCAUACGCUACGAAUAAGGAAGCGAGAACGUAGAAUCAAACAAUAUAAAAAUCACUUAUGGUUGUCGACUUCUGACUAGCUGACCCAGCAUCAGCUGUUGAGCCAGGUCGCGUUACAAUGAUGCGAUUGUAACAAACAAAGCGAAAUAAAAGCAGCUGUAAAUGAGCUAGCUUGCUGUGUUUUUGUUUUUCUUUCUUGACUACGAAAGUAGGUCAGUAGAACAUAUUGAUGUAGGUCAACGACAACCGUGACAUUGACCUUGUUUUCUGAUGCUGGUUUUUUAAGCGAUUUUUCAACAUUUUUGUGA